This is a messenger RNA of Daphnia carinata, 1059 nucleotides long. Its product is annotated as allatotropins-like. The record is from RefSeq and is a predicted model, not a curated record. The transcript is spliced from 3 exons. Lineage: Eukaryota; Metazoa; Arthropoda; Branchiopoda; Diplostraca; Daphniidae. Bases 151 to 576 code for a protein of 141 amino acids.
AACACCGGCGCUGGAACACGAAGGGGCGGCACAACUUCAUCACCCUUGCAUCUGGUAACUGUUCUGUUCUCUCCCUAUCUUCACGCUUACCUCUCAAUCAAGACGUGAUUGUUUUCAUCGCUUUAUCUACUCUACGCCGUUAUAAUAAGGAUGAAAGGGAAAGGUGCGUUUAUGCUCGUUUUGGUCGGAUGGGCUUUGAUAGGUCUGAUGAUUCUGACAACAGCAGUUGAGGGGGCACCACAUCCGACUGACUAUAGCAGCGUCAACAACCAGCGUGACUUUAGAAGUCGACGUGGAUUCAAAACGGUCGGCCUGGCGACAGCAAGGGGAUUCGGCAAACGCGCACCGGCUCUAUCCUCAUUUACUUCCUUCCAAGACGUAUCCGAACAGAUGAUGCAGCAAGAUGAAAACCUCAACAGCAAUCCUGACGUUUUCCCUGUGGACUGGCUGGUCAACUAUCUGCAGAAGAAACCGGCGGUGAUCCGCUACCUGGUCGAGCAUUUGCUGGAUCAUAACGGCGAUGGUCAAGUGACGUCCCAGGAACUAAUAACAUCGCUACAGCAGAGAGAAGAUUAAAUUUGUUUUGAGUUGAUGACGACGAUGGCUGCAGCUUCUCCGAUUCUCUCACGUUCCACCGUAAGGCUGUAAUAUACAAUAAUUAAAAUGACUGUCUUCGGAAUAUAACAAAAAAUCUUUUAAAAAAUGAAUAAAAAAAACGCGGCGUACUCGAAGAAGGAGAGAACAAAUCGAACGCAAAAUUCUUUGUAACUUUUCACCUAUAAAUCUUGGCUUUAUAGGUUUAUCUUCUGUCGUCUUGACGAUAACCUUUAUAGGUAUACGUAUGUUUGCCACUUGUCAACAACUUCUAUAUCCUUCAGUUGGAAUAAUAAAUACUCGUAUUUCGCUCCUGUGGGCAUGUUUGUCUCAACGCCGUAUUUCCGUCUCAUCGUAUAUAUUCAACAAAGUACCUCUAUAUACGAAAUUGGGUAGAAUGGUAUCAGUUUAUGUUAACGGUUUACCAAUACACUUUUACGAGGCUUCUCAUGCUGCCGCUAUCGA